AUGCUGAGUAGACAGCAACGUGUCCUGGAAGUUGGUAAGAAUGAUGGCAUUGCGCCUGGAGCUGCGGUUGGUGACGAAGACAUUGAUAUUUCGGGCGGUUUAGACAUUGGUCGGGAUGGUCAUAUGGAGGACAAUAAGGUUGCUGGGUUGCCACGAGGCUACUGCCUGCUCUCCGGUGCUUCUCGGCUCAUCGAUGUAUCGCUGGAACGAGAUUUGCCCGAUAUUGUUGACGGGGUUGGGGCGGAACAGUGCGGAUAUGCAUGCGCCUUGUCGGGGCUCGAGAGCUUGCGAGGAAGGAAGCGCUGCGCUAGAUGCGACAGAGACCAUGAGGAUGGCGGAGAGGAGAUAUUCGGAGGCGUGAAAGAACAUGUUGAUGUCUUUAGAAUGGGGUUCGCGCUUGACGACGUGGAAUUAAUAGAUGAGUAG
Molecule: messenger RNA, 426 nt
Organism: Bipolaris maydis ATCC 48331
Lineage: Eukaryota; Fungi; Ascomycota; Dothideomycetes; Pleosporales; Pleosporaceae
Source: RefSeq, a predicted model, not a curated record